Episyrphus balteatus (marmalade hoverfly) is the source of this 944-nucleotide messenger RNA. It is a transcript of the gene asrij, whose product is annotated as OCIA domain-containing protein 1. Gene Ontology annotation, cellular component: endosome. Lineage: Eukaryota; Metazoa; Arthropoda; Insecta; Diptera; Syrphidae. Bases 114 to 902 code for a protein of 262 amino acids. The record is from RefSeq and is a predicted model, not a curated record. The transcript is spliced from 4 exons.
AUUUUGACGUCUUCAGUCGGCAAAUGAAAUACCACAAAUUUCGUAAUUUUUUGACAAAUAAAUUCCAAUUCAAAUUCAUAUCUGAGAAAAAUAACUCCAGCUCUUAAUAAAUUAUGAAUACACCUCAACCAGGAAUUUUGGAUCCCGGUUCUCCACAGCGACCUCAACAUCCUUUGGCAAACUACCAUUUCUCAUCAGAUGAGCUCCGAGUUCUUAAGGAAUGUGAUGUUGAAUCAUUUUUUCAAAGAUCCCUUCCGUUUGGUACAGGUUUCGGAUUGUCUGCUUAUUUCGGUGUCAAACAUGGUUAUUUAAAGCCAAAUGUGAAAUUCGGAGCUCUACCAAAGGUAAUGGUCGGUGUAAUUGUUGGUUAUUUUCUGGGUAAAUUCAGCUACCAGCAAAAAUGCGCAGAGAAAAUAAUGAGAAUACCCGGUUCAAAACUGGGAGAAAUGUUACGACAGAAGAAAAACAAUGCCAUGUAUGGAAUGUUGACUCCAGAUAAAAAUCUUGGAGCCGGAAUUGCACUGUCUCCCUUCACUCCUAGCAAUGCAGAUAUUUUUUCUGAUGAAUCGUUGAGAUACGGAAAAUCAAGUUCAUUGGAAUUGGACACUGAAAGUCGUCCAACGCUUUCAGGACUUGACGAUAUUUAUCGUCCUUCCGUGGAUGAUCCUUCACCACAGUUCGAGACCGAUCUUCCUGUUGUUGCACCAAAACAAGGAGUUACCUAUGAUGAAUUACGCAUGAAAAACCGAGAGGAAUACAUGAAAAAAUCCCAAAGUAUUUAUUCGAGACCUUUGCCUGCAGAGGCUCCAACUGUAAGGCGAUCAAUGGGGUCUAACGAUAACACCGAAGCUCAAAGGCCAACAGGAGAGAGAAAUAAAUAUGGAGACACUUGGACAAAUUAAUUUUUUUUUUAUUAUUUAUAAAAUAUAAAAUGUUAUUGUGAA